Messenger RNA from Terrapene triunguis (Three-toed box turtle), 4930 nucleotides. RefSeq names its product ankyrin repeat domain 27 (gene ANKRD27). Gene Ontology annotation, molecular function: guanyl-nucleotide exchange factor activity; SNARE binding. The coding region runs from base 118 to 3327 and encodes 1069 amino acids. NCBI's taxonomy places the organism in Eukaryota, Metazoa, Chordata, Testudines, Emydidae. Gene Ontology annotation, biological process: early endosome to late endosome transport; neuron projection morphogenesis. Gene Ontology annotation, cellular component: late endosome; early endosome; transport vesicle. The record is from RefSeq and is a predicted model, not a curated record. The transcript has 29 exons.
CUUGGUUGAAAUACACAGCAGUUAGGGGGGAACUGGACGGCUAGUGGUUCUCUUGUGUCUGGGGAGGAAGUGAGACAAUGUUACCUUUAAAAUAUCUUUGGAAUCUCUGACGUCCAUAUGGCUAUGUAUGAUGAAGAUCUCUUGAAAAAUCCUUUUUAUUUGGCUAUUCAGAAACGUCGUCCUGACCUUUGCAGGAAAGUUGCAGAAUUCCAUGGUAUUAUAUUAGUACCGUGCAAAGGGAGCCUUUCAAGCAGCAGUCUCUCUACCUGCCAAUUUGAUUCCUAUGUUUUAAAACCAGUGGAAGAAAAAUUUCAGACCUUAAAUGGAAAGGAGAUCUUUAUUCAAGGAAACUUGAUUAUUUUAGGAACUGGUUUUAAUCAUCAUCUCUCAGUACCUGUUCUCUUUGAGGAAACAUUCUACAAUGAAAAAGAAGAAAGUUUUAGCUUAUUGUGUAUAGCUCAUCCCCUGGAAGAAUCUGAAAUCUUAGAAGAAUUUAAAACCCCAUCAAAUUCUUAUUCCCUGAAAAACAUUGAGGAUGUGAGAGAAUUUUUGGGAAGACAUUCUGAAAGAUUUGACAAACACGUUGCAUCUUUCCAUAGGACUUUUAAAGAACAUGAAAGAAAAAGUCUACGACAUUACAUAGAUUCUGUUAAUGCACUUUACACCAAAUGCCUCCAGCAUUUAUUGAGGGAUUCUCACUUGAGGAUGCUUGCAAAGCAGGAACCUCAGAUGAAUCUGAUGAAACAAGCAGUUGAAAUGUAUGUACAUCAUGAUAUUUAUGAUCUGAUCUUUAAAUAUGUGGGAACUAUUGAGGCAAGUGAGGAUGCAGCCUUUAACAAAAUUACAAGAAGCCUCCAAGAUCUCCAGCAAAAAGAUAUUGGAGUUAAGCCUGAAUUCAGCUUUAAUAUUCCACGUGCGAAGCGAGAAUUGGGUCAGCUGAAUAAAUGCACCUCCCCACAACAGAAGCUGAUCUGUCUUCGAAAAGUGGUGCAAAUUAUUAUGCAGUCUCCUAGCCAAAGAGUUAACAUGGAGACCAUGUGUGCAGAUGACCUUCUCUCUGUGUUACUGUAUCUGCUUGUAAAAACAGAGAUUCCUAACUGGAUGGCAAAUUUGAGUUACAUCAAAAACUUCAGGUUUUGCAGUUCAGCAAAGGAUGAACUGGGAUACUGCCUGACCUCUGUUGAGGCUGCUAUAGAAUAUAUCCGACAAGGAAACCUCUCCGACAGACCAACAGAAUCUGAGAGGUUUAGUGACAAGUUCUUGAGGCAAAGAAUGAACUUGCUAUCCCAGAUGUCCACGACCCCAAUAGAUUGCUUGUUCAAGUAUAUUGCUUCAGGUAACCAGGAGGAAGUGGAACGAUUACUAAGUCAAGGUGACAGUGAUAAAGACACUGUACAGAAAAUGUGCCACCCACUCUGUUUCUGUGACAAUUGUGAGAAACUGGUUUCUGGGAAGAUGAAUGAUCCUUCCAUUGUCACUCCGUUUUCCAGAGAUGACAGGGGAUACACACCACUUCAUAUAGCUGCUAUUUGUGGGCAAGCAUCAUUAAUUGACCUGUUAGUUUCCAAAGGAGCUGUAGUCAAUGCUACAGAUUACCACGGUUCAACACCUCUUCACCUUGCCUGUCAGAAAGGAUAUCAGAACGUUACACUUCUCUUGUUGCACUAUAAGGCAAGUACAGAUGUUCAAGACAAUAAUGGCAAUACUCCACUUCAUUUAGCCUGCACUUAUGGUCAUGAGGAUUGUGUCAAAGCUUUAGUCUAUUAUGAUGUACACUCUUGUAGACUAGAUACUGGUAACGAAAAAGGAGAUACUCCCCUCCAUAUAGCUGCUCGUUGGGGCUAUCAAGGAAUAAUAGAAGUGCUGCUGCAGAAUGGAGCCAACCCAGAUAUUCAAAACCGGAUGAAAGAGACUUCCUUGCAGUGUGCAUUGAAUUCCAAGAUUUUAUCAUUGAUGGAAUUAAACUACCUAACAUUUGAAAGGGGACAGAGUGCUUCUGAGUCUCCAGUUAGGUCUCCUCAGCAUUCAGCAGACACCUUCAGCAGAGGGUCAUCUGUCUCCAGCUUGUCAUCAGCGUCAGCAGAUACCAGACAAGAAGAAAUUAAAAAUAAUUACAAAGAGAUAGAAAAACUCUUACGAGCAGUUGCUGAUGGAGAUUUGGAAAUGGUUCGCUAUCUUUUGGAAUGGAUGGAGGAAGACGUAGAAGACAUAGAAGAAGCAGACGAAGCUGACGAUACAGUGAAGCCAGAGCUCUGUCACCCAUUAUGCCAGUGCUCAAAAUGUGAGCCAAUACAAAAGAAGCUUGCAAGAAUCCCUGCUAAUGGACUUGGAGUAAAUGUUACAAACCAGGAUGGCUUUACGCCACUACAUGUGGCUGCACUGCAUGGGCACCCUGAGUUAGUCUACCUUUUGUUGAAACACGGUGCCAAUAUCAGUGCAAAGAAUAUUAACCAUGCCGUACCUCUUCACCUGGCUUGUCAGAAAGGUCACUUUCAGGUAGUAAAGUGUCUAGUGGAUUGCAAUGCUAAACAAAAUAAAAAGGAUGUACAUGGAAAUACUCCCUUAAUUUAUGCUUGCUUGAAUGGCCAACAUGAGGUUGCUGCCUUGUUGUUAGAGCAUGGGGCCUCUGUUAACCUUUCUAACAGCAAGGGAAAUACAGCACUGCAUGAGGCUGUGAUAGGAAAACAUGAAGUCUUGGUAGAGCUGUUACUUCAGAAUGGUGCUUCGAACCACAUUAGGAACAAAAGGCAGUGUACACCUCUUGACUGUGCUGAGCUGAAUUCAAAUAUCAUGAAGUUGCUACAAACAGCACCAAGCUAUGCACCAACAUCAGCGGAGGGAGGAGAAACAGACUAUGAGCAGCAUGUUACUAUCAAGAUCAGGAAAAAAGUAAAUGUUAAGUUACCUGAGACAGCAGAUGAUCCCAUCAGCAGACGACUUCAACUGGUCCAAUCAAUCAACAGAUUUAACAAAUCAAAAUAUUUACGGAGAACAAUAACAAGAGAUAAAAGUGUCCCUAAUUUUGAUGACGAAUUAUUGCAUCAGUUAGCUAUUAAGAGCUUUGAUAAGACCAAGUUAAAACCUAUUGACCAGAUGUUGGACCAGAGCAAAGUUAAGAUUAUUGACGCAGAAAGCAAUGGUGAACCUGCGAAACAGGAUGAUGUGAUAGAUGCUCCUCUUAGAAGUAAACUAAUGCACCGAAGACACACAGUUAGUGUGGCACUUUCAGCAGAGAAUGUCAGUGACGACAGCGAUUUAUCCAACAAAAGAGAUCCAAGUAUUUCACUGUCAAAAGACUGUUCUGGUGACUUGCUAUCAGAACACUAACAAGGAAGUGUGAAUUUGCUGCCAAAAACUAAAGAACCAGGUGGUGCCAGUUUCAAGAUCCUCAUGCUGGGCAUUAAAGAAUUAAAUGAUGCUUAGAAACUGCUUUCAAAAAUGGAUCAUAAAGAUGAAUCUUUAGCAGAGGCAGAAUGUUCCCAUAUGGCUUGCACUUUUGAAGACUGAAUCCUCUGUUUAUCGUGGAAACCCCUCCCCAGCCAAUUUGUGACUGAUUUCAGGAAACUGAGACAUAUUGAAAUGUCAAAGUAUUUAGACAGAAAGAAGUGAUUGUUUCCCAUUCCACUUUCAAAGCACUUAUUAAGAAAUUACUUAUAACAGUAGAGGAGAAAGGCUAUAUAAUACUUUCUAGCUACCCACUCCUGUUUUUUAAAAGGCAUUGAAUUAUUUUUUUCUUUUCAGUUUUUGUCACUAAAUUGGUUAUAUUAUAUUUAUUGCCAGAAGGAAUUCAAAAGUCUCUAUUUUUAUUAUAAUGCUAUGAACCACUAUAUUUAUUUAAUAGCAUUUUAGAAAUUAAUGUAAUUUCUGUAUAUUGCAACUGGCUGCACAAACAGUCCAUAAAAAUCUACAGCAUGACGUAAACACCUUUAAAUGAGAUGAACGGUAGUAUCCUGCAGUCCCUAUAUAGACAAAGCGCCCCCUGAUUUCAGUGGAACAUUUACCUGCAUAGGGUCUGUAGGAUCAUGUACUACUGGGGAUGGAAUAAAAUAAAAUGCUCUCGCCGCAGAACAGCUUUGGACUGAAGAAUGUUCAGAUCCAAAUUAAAAUAUUAAUUUCUGUGCAGAAACAAGCAUGCUUAACACACACAUUUGGCUUUUCCCCCUGAACAAAUCAAACAAAGCCACACACAUUCACACCUCUGCACGAAGCCUACAGCUACUAGGUAAGUUAUCUGGCAGGAAAAGUAAGAGUUUGCAGAAACUGGCUGCAUGUUAUCCUAUUUUAAAAGGUGAUAUUUUAAAGGAUGCUCAUAGAUAAUUAGAUGGAAGCUUAGAUGUGGAACUUGUUUCUUAAAAAAAGUUUUUUAAACUGAAAACAUGUUAAGUGUGAAUUAAAAAGAAAAAGACUUCAAUAGCACAAUUCAGGUUCUUAAUGAUAGUUUUGGUUUACAGGUGGUCACAUCCAAUUAACAUUUUGUUUCUUUUAUAAAAUAGUAAUAUAGACCAUUUUGAUUUUUUAUGGUGGUAUUGAUACCAUGCUUAGGGCACUGUGAAAUUGGAGGACUUCCCAUGUGAUUGUUUUCAAAUAAUUUUUUAUGAGAGAAGUAAAAGGUGCAGCCUGUGCACACCAAUGAAAAAACUGUAAGAUGAAGGUUGCAUGUAUAUUUUUCUAAAUAAUUUGGGUUCAUUUAAUUUUCUAACUUGCCUUGGAUUUGUGCCAAAUGUUGGAAAAGAAAAAUAGUAAAAGUAAUGAUUCUUGAAAAUGUUCUUAACUUUGACUACUUAUUUAAAAACCAACUCCCUUUAGCACGGUCUUCUCACUGUUAUUGUAACUUAAUGUUUGAUUAUUUUACUUUAAGCCUAAGGAUGGUUUAGGAAUAGUUACAUUAAGUUUGGAUGGCUUCCCCUUCCCCACACCUUCAUAUUACCAC